Bolinopsis microptera is the source of this 1937-nucleotide messenger RNA. RefSeq lists its product as uncharacterized. The coding region runs from base 5 to 1288 and encodes 427 amino acids. The transcript is spliced from 2 exons. Gene Ontology annotation, cellular component: membrane. Gene Ontology annotation, biological process: transmembrane transport. The record is from RefSeq and is a predicted model, not a curated record. NCBI's taxonomy places the organism in Eukaryota, Metazoa, Ctenophora, Tentaculata, Lobata, Bolinopsidae. Gene Ontology annotation, molecular function: xenobiotic transmembrane transporter activity; antiporter activity.
UAGGAUGACGAAGGAGGAAGAGGUCCCUGAACCCAGCCCACGGUCCAUAUUCUCUACAGACAUCUGCACGUGUACUAUUAGAGAGCUUGAUAAGACUAGCACAGAGCUAGCAGUAUACUCUCUAGAGUGCCCAAUCCACGACAGUGCGCCCAUCCAGCUAGACGCUACACGUGGGGUUAGUCAGCUAGCUACUGACAAUGUCACUCUUCCUUCCUACAAGGACCAGCCCCGGUCUAAGAAGAUAGCUAACGAUGCCACCAGAUACCUGGACCUGGUCAAGAUGACUGUUCCACUUGCUAUUGUGGGUUUCCUGGCUCACAUUCCCACUGUUAUAACUGGUAUGAUGUGCGGACAUUUGAACUCGACCACACAGCAAAGUGCUGCGAGUCUAGCUAUGAGCACGUGCAAUUACAUCGGGUUCAGCUUUAUCCUGGGCCUUGUCACGGCCAUGGAGUGCAUGGGCUCCCAAGCUGCAGGAGCAGGUAAGCGGAUAUGUCUCGGGCUCAUAACUGCACGGACCAUCGCUCUCUGCUUCGUCAUUUCAAGUUUGAUCACAAUCGCUUGGUUUUACUCGGAGAAGAUAUUUGACGUGGUGACAUCCUCCAAACCAGAAGUAGAUCAGCUAGCAGGGGAAAUGUUACAAGUCUACUCCCUAGUUCUCCCAGUCUUUAGUAUUGAUGUAGCCAUGACACGUUACGCCAUCAUACUGGGCUACGUAGCGGAGAUAGUGGUAGUACGGCUAGUGUCCGUUAUAUUCCAGAUAAUCCUGGGUAUCAUUCUCCUGUUCGUCCUGAACCUAGAGCUGCUGGGAGCCAUGAUAGCCCUGAUAAUAGCGGAGAUAGCGGGGACAGUGUCUACUGUGUACAUUGUAAAGAAGUACGGGGCUCUGCAGGAAGUUACCAGUAACCUUAACUAUAACAUGUUCAGAGGGUGGCCUGCGCUGCUGAAACUAGGCGCUCCGGGCAUUGCUAUGGUCGUUGCGGAGAGCAUCUUUGUGGAGAUGACCAUCAUGAUACUUUCUAAAAGUGAUCUGGACCACUACGACGCAUUCCUGCAGCUCCUCCAGUACCACCAGUUUUACUUCCAUCUCUACCACGGGUUUACUAUAGCUGGUGCUAUCAUAACAGGUAAAGAUCUAGGCAUGCAGGAUGCAGUGAAAGCUAAACGUGACGUCACGUAUUUCUCAUGGUUUUGUCUGGUAUGUGGGUUAACCUUUGCUUUGAUCACCAUCCUACUCCGAGACCAGGUAGCCUACCUCCUCUCCACCACACAGAUGUACAGGAGAUAAUGCAGCAGCUAAUACCCGUGUACUGUGUGUACCUGGUACUGGACUGUACUCAGGUUAGCAUGUCAGGUGUGUUGCGUGGUAUGGGUAAACAGGCAAUAGGUGCUCUCAUCUACAUCGUGUCCUUGUGUGGGAUAGGACUCUUAUCUUCUUAUCUCCUCACCACCAAGCUGUCCUCAUCAGGUUCUGCAGCCUGGAUCUCACUCGCUAUAGGAUCAGGUAUUGCGCUGGUAGUGAUAUGGUACGUGAUCCAGCGCACAGACUGGAACAAGGAGACAGUGCGCGCAAUGGAGAGACUAGGGCUACUAGAUAAGAGUAGCAUGGAGAUGAAACUGUUGAAUGGUAGAGGAGUGGAGGAGGAGCAUAUUGAGUUUAACCCCUUUACUAACGAGCUGUAUGAAAGUGAGAAGGCUCCUUUGUUUAGUAAGAGUGGCGGUACAGAGGAGAUGGGGAGGGAGGCUAGAGUAACCAUAGUUAUUUCAGGAAUGUGUGGGGUUGUCAUGGUAUUCUCUAUUAUCUUAUAUUUUAUAUCAUUCUCCUGAAGUUAUGUGAUUGGUUUGGAUUAGUGUCGUUUUCUGUACAAAGAUGUAGAAAUUGUAUUUGUUUGUUGUAAAAAUUUAAUUCUAAAUGUUAGCAUGAUAAUUUAAUUUCA